This is a messenger RNA of Leptosomus discolor (cuckoo roller), 1136 nucleotides long. The record is from RefSeq and is a predicted model, not a curated record. NCBI's taxonomy places the organism in Eukaryota, Metazoa, Chordata, Aves, Leptosomiformes, Leptosomidae.
GCAGCUGAGAGUCCAGAAGAGUGGUGAAGGCUGGGCUUGACAGUCUCAGCUCUCCUCUUGUGUGUGUGUAAACUUGAAGGAGAAAGUGAGCAGAAAGCCUUUUGGGUGACCCAAGAUACACAGUGUGAAUGGUGAAGAUGGGAGUAGAAGAUACUGCCUGUUAAGAACUGGAGUCUGUUUUGAAGUUGGGAAGACAAAGUAUUCAAAGCGCAGAAAUAUGGGAGCUGAAGAAGAAAUGCUUAUCACUCUGUCUGGAGGUACCCCCUGGGGCUUCCGGCUGCAAGGGGGUUCAGAGCAGAAAAGACCCCUUCAAGUAUCAAAGAUCCGAAAGAGAAGCAAAGCAUGCCGUGGAGGCCUGUGGGAAAACGAUGUGCUAGUGUCUAUCAAUGGAAAGUCAUGUGCUGGCCUCUCACAUGCUACUGCCAUGCAGAUCAUCGAUUCCUCCAACGGCAUGCUCAACAUCCGUGUGAAAAGGAUAGUUGGUGGGGACCAGACCGGCCCAUGGCUCCAGCGCUCCCCUUCUCCAGGGCAGCGAGUGCUCUCCCCACCAGCUCCACUCAGCCCCCCAGCACAGCUACUCAGCCCUGAACCGGCAGGAGCCCCAGCCACCACACAGCCCUCACAGCCAAGAAGGUCACAGAGGCACCUGGAGAGCCUCACCUCUCCGCCAGACAGUGAGGCCUACUAUGGCGAGACAGACAGCGAUGCUGACAACAUGGCCCAGGAGAAGCAUCGCCGGGCUCGCAAGAAGAGCCCGCGCUCCCCACCUGAGAGCACCAACAGCAAGGCGGAUGCACCUCAGGAUGAGGUGUCCCUGUCUGAGCAGAGCGGCUACGAGAGCAUGCCAGAGGCUGCUGCACAGGAGGGAGCCGAGGUUGCCAGCUCUGGCGGGGUGGCCAAGAGGGAGAUUGCCUGCCCACCUGGCAGCCGCACAGACACUCCAUUCUCAGAGAGCGAGGGACAGUUGCAUCCACCAUUGAAAGAGGGACGGCAGCCUUCUCCGGAGGCAAUGCUCCUGCCCCAUGCCACCAAGGCUAUCCAAGCGGAACGCCAUCUCAUCCCCAUGGUGGGGCCAGUGGAGCACCCAGUUGAUGAAGACCUAACCACCACGUAUGUGGAAAAAGCCAAGCAGGCCA